Molecule: messenger RNA, 2663 nt
Organism: Oryzias melastigma (Indian medaka)
Lineage: Eukaryota; Metazoa; Chordata; Actinopteri; Beloniformes; Adrianichthyidae
Gene: wdr32
Product: WD repeat domain 32
Exons: 7
Coding region: 201-1757 (518 amino acids)
Cellular component (GO): Cul4-RING E3 ubiquitin ligase complex
Molecular function (GO): protein binding
Source: RefSeq, a predicted model, not a curated record
CUUUGUCUUCCGGUCACAAUCCCUAUGCUCUUGCCCGGCGCAGCGGGAGUCUGUGAAACCGGACCUUCAGACAUCGGUUCCGACCCAGAUGAAACCGUCUGUCUGAGCAGCCUGAGGGCGCGGAGGCGGAUCCAUGUUCGGUGGGUGACUAGGCUCGGUUCGUUUUUCGCCGUUGACUCAGCGCAGCAGCGGCCGCCACAAUGAGCUCGGAGCCCGGCGGAGAGGACGCCGGCGCGCCGCAGGACAGGCCCGGGAACAGCUCCAACAAAGACGAAGAGCUGCACGCCGACGCCCCGCACGAGGAACGCGACGUUGCCAGCGGAGUUCGUCCCCCCGCGAGGCGCAACAGCGAGGAGCGCCCGGGAGGUGCAGCCGGGUCUCCGGGGCUCGGGGAGCGGGAGGCACGCGGCACGCCUUCGGCCCCGUCGCGGACAGCGAGCGGCCCGAGCUCGGGUUCGGACGGCGGCAGCCUGUUUUCCUGGCUGCAGAGGAGGAUUGUGAGGCGGGGGCUGUUUGUGGACCCCGCCAGGGACAAUUUCAGGACAAUGACCAGCCUGUACUGCUCCAUGAAUCCUGCAGUUGAGUCGGUGAACCUGAGCACCCAGACCCACGGAGCCGUGUUUAACCUCGAGUACUCCCCGGACGGGUCUGUCCUCACGGUGGCCUGCGAGCAGACGGAGGUGCUGCUUUUCGACCCCAUCUCAUCGCGGCACAUCAAAACGCUGGCGGAGGCCCACGAGGACUGCGUCAACAACAUCAGGUUUCUGGACAAUCGUUUGUUUGCCACCUGCUCUGACGACACCACCAUCGCGCUGUGGGAUCUGCGAAAGCUGAACUCCAAGGUGUGCUCGCUGCACGGACACGCCAGCUGGGUGAAGAACAUCGAGUACGACACCAACACCCGCCUGCUCGUCACCUCCGGCUUCGACGGGAACGUCAUCACGUGGGACACCAACAGGUUCACAGAGGACGGCUGCCCCCAUAAAAAGUUCUUCCACACUCGCUACUUGAUGAGGAUGCGCCUGACGCCGGACUGCUCCAAGAUGCUCAUCUCCACGUCCUCAGGGUACCUGCUGAUCCUGCACGAUCUGGACCUCACGCAGUCCCUAGAGGUGGGCAGCUACCGCAUGCUGCGAGCACGACGGACCCCGCUCAGCUCAGAUGGAGGCACAUCAGCGUCCAGAUCAGCUGCUCCACGCCAGGGAAACGACUCCAGCAAGAUUCACCCUCACAGAGAAGGCCUUUCUCCUCGGAACAGCCUGGAGGUUUUGACUCCAGAAAUCCCUGGAGAGAGGGACAGAGGGAACUGCAUCACAUCCCUGCAGCUGCACCCUAAAGGCUGGGCCACACUCAUCCGCUGCUCCAGCAACAUGGACGACCAGGAGUGGACCUGCGUGUACGAGUUCCAGGAGGGUGCCCCCACCCGGCCGCUGGUUUCCCCCCGCUGCUCCCUCCGCCUCACCCACUACAUCGAGGAGGCCAACGUGGGGAGGGGCUACAUCAAGGAGCUGUGCUUCAGUCCGGACGGGCGGCUCAUCUGCUCGCCGUACGGCUACGGCGUGCGGCUGCUGGCCUUCGACGAGCGCUGCAGCGAGCUGGCCGACUGCCUGCCCGUGCAGACCAGCUGCCUCAGGGAGGUCCGCUCCAUCUACUCGCACAGCGACGUGGUGCUCACCACCAAGUUCUCCCCGACACACUGCCAGCUGGCCUCAGGCUGCCUGAGCGGACGCGUGGCCCUUUACCAGCCCAAGUUUUAGGAAGCGGAGGGCUUUCGUUCUUUCAGUCGAGCCGUCCGACGUUUUCUGAACCUCCAGACUCCAUCCGUUAUGUCUGCAGCCUUCAUCAUCCGCUGUUCGUGGAGCCACAAACUCUAAGAAAGGGAUGCAAGCGUCUUUGUUUUUCUGUGAGGCUGAGGUCCUGAUGGGCUCUUCAGUCCUCUCCGUCUCUUCUCCACAGGUGCUACUCAGACCGGACUGCAGCUCCGCCCACCGUCCCAGCAGUUUGGUCCUAAAGACACUCCAGGACAGCAGUCGCCUCCACUGCUGCCACUGUCCCCACCUGUGUGGUCUUCAAGGACUGUUCCUGAACAUUAUGUCAUUUUUAAGGCAGCAGAGUUCAGAGACACAGGACUGUCUCUACUCUAAUGUGCUAGCGCCUCCUGCAGGAGGCGUCACGCUCAUGCCUCCUCUGGAGCACAGACUGCUGUGGUUGUCUGCUGCCAAACCUGCUCACACUCCUCUGAACUUCUGCUUUGGAGAAACUUUGGGAAGCAUGUUUUUAGAGUGGGGCUGUGCUCCUGCACUGAUGUAAGCAACAGGUUCAAAGCCAACUUCACUCUAAGCCUGAGACUCUUGUAGCUCCCAUGAUGCUCCUGGAGCUGGUCGGUCCUGUUUUUGGUUGAUCAUCACAGCUGCAGCUUUCUGCAUCUUUUAAAAGAACGGACUCAUUAAAGGAAGCUGCUGCUGUUUUUUUUCUCACAGUUUAGGGAGGGGGGGGUCUGUGAUGUUCCUCAUCAUGCUUUUAUUUUAUGUGGUGCUGGUUUUAAACAUGUUCUUUGUGGGUGUAAUGAGCGACGCUGUGUGUUCUGGUGUGUGCACUGUUGAGGCCCCCCCAGCAGGGGGUCUCCUCCCCAUCACAGGAAUAAAUGCUCAGCUUCUUUUUGA